AUGGGACUGUCCCCCACGUGUCCUGCACCAACCUUGGGCUUUCAGGCCUCAGGAGGUAUGGAAAAGACCGAGAAGUUCCAGAAGCCUUCAGGGGAGGAAGAGGAGGUCACUGAAAGUCUGGCUGGGGAGCCUCCCAAGAAGGCUGCCUCUAUGGCCAGGAGGCUGAGUAACCCAAACAAACCAGUGUCAAGACGGACUCCCCCCAGAUCUCAGGAGUAUCAGUGCAAGCCAGACCCCAAGAGCAGCCAUGUGAGCGGGGAGGACCGCAGAGUCCCAGGAAAGCAGAGAGAACUCCGCACAACUUACACUGUUACAGACCUGAGCACCCAGUGUCCCCCAGAUGCCCAGGAAUGA
Molecule: messenger RNA, 354 nt
Organism: Rangifer tarandus platyrhynchus (Svalbard reindeer)
Lineage: Eukaryota; Metazoa; Chordata; Mammalia; Artiodactyla; Cervidae
Source: the annotation of a GenBank genome assembly